Sturnus vulgaris (Common starling) is the source of this 6475-nucleotide messenger RNA. Lineage: Eukaryota; Metazoa; Chordata; Aves; Passeriformes; Sturnidae. The record is from RefSeq and is a predicted model, not a curated record.
CCGGCAUGGCCCGCUGGAUCCCCACCAAGCGCGAGAAGUACGGGGUCGCCAUCUACAACUAUGAGGCCACGCAGGAGGUGGAGCUGUCCCUGCAGGUGGGGGACACCGUUCACAUCCUGGAGAUGUACGAAGGCUGGUACCGAGGAUACACACUGCGAAAUAAAUGCAAAAAGGGCAUUUUCCCAGAAACUUACAUCCAUUUAAAAGAGGCCAUCGUGAAGGACCGGGGGCAGCACGAGACAGUGAUUCCCAGCGAGCUGCCCCUGGGCCAGGAGCUCACGGCCACCCUGCGGGAGUGGGCAGUGAUCUGGCACAAGCUCUACGUGAACAACAAAACCACGCAGUUCAGGCACGUGCAGCAGCUCACCUACAGCCUGAUAGAGUGGAGAUCCCAAAUCCUCUCUGGGACCCUGCCCAAGGAUGAACUGGCUGAGCUGAAGAAAAAAGUCACUGCCAAGAUCGACUAUGGCAACAGGAUCCUGGGUCUGGACCUGGUUGUCCGAGAUGACAAUGGCAACAUCCUGGACCCGGAUGAGACCAGCACAAUCUCCCUGUUCAAGGCCCAUGAAACUGCAUCCAAGAGGAUUGAUGAGAGGAUCCAGGAGGAGAAGUCCCUGCAGCAGAGUUUGGACCUCAGGGGGCAGCCAAUUUUCAACUCCACACACACUUACAGCCUCUAUGUGAACUUCAAGAACUUUGUCUGCAACAUUGGGGAAGAUGCAGAGCUGCUGAUGAGCCUCUACGACCCUGACCUCUCCAAAUUCAUCAGUGAGAAUUACCUGGUUCGUUGGGGCAGCAAUGGGAUGCCCAAGGAGAUUGAGAAACUGAACAACCUCCACGCAGUGUUUACUGACUUGAGCAGUUCUGACCUGAUCAGGCCCAGGAUCAGCCUGGUGUGCCAGAUCGUGCGGGUGGGGCACAUGGAGCUGAAGGAUGGCAAGAAGCACACCUGUGGGCUACGGCGGCCCUGCGGCGUGGCAGUGAUGGACAUCACUGACAUCAUCCACGGCAAGGUGGACGACGAGGAGAAAAUCUUCUUGCCCAGAUUCAGGGACAUGGAGGACUGGGCAAGACAGAACCAGAUGGGGACGCAGAGUUUUUAUGAAAAUACAGAUUUUUUUGGAAGCACAGGCUUAAAUUUCAUUUUUUGGUUUCAGUAAACAAGUGUCAUCUCCCUUUUCUCAGGUCUCUGGGUGUCCCUGAAGCUGCUCCCUGGGGAUCUGGCUCAGGUUCAGAAGGAUUUUUCCCACCUUGUAGACAGAUCCACUGCAGUGGCUCGAAAAAUGGGGUUCCCUGAGAUCAUCCUUCCUGGGGACAUCCGCAAUGACAUCUACGUCACCCUGAUCCAGGGCGACUUCGACAAAGGCAAGAAGAAAACCCCCAAGAACGUCGAGGUCACCAUGUCUGUGCACGAUGAGGACGGCAACCUGCAGGAGAAAGCCAUCCACCCCGGCGCGGGCUACGACGGCGUCUCCGAGUACAAGUCUGUGGUUUAUUACCAGGUCAAGCAGCCCUGCUGGUACGAGACUGUCAAGGUGGCCAUUGCCAUUGAAGAAGUCAGCCGCUGCCACCUGCGCUUCACCUUCCGUCACCGCUCGUCCCAGGAGUCCAGGGACAGAUCUGAGAGAGCUUUUGGCGUGGGCUUUGUGAAGCUGAUGAAUGCAGAUGGGACGACGCUGCAGGAUGGCAAACACAAUCUGAUUGUUUACAAGGGUGACAACAAGAAAAUGGAAGAUGCCAAGAGUUAUUUGACUCUUCCUUGCACCAAAAUGGAGAUGGAGGAGAAGGAGGCUCCCUCAGGGAAAAACCUGCACCCUCUGGCCAACUUCACCCCCACGAAGGACAGCACAAAGGACAGCUUCCAGAUUGCCACUGUCAUCUGCUCCACCAAACUCACCCAGAAUGUUGACCUGCUGGGAUUGCUGAACUGGCGCUCCAACUCCCACAACAUCGCCCACAACCUCAGGAAGCUCAUGGAGGUGGAAGGAGGAGAAAUUGUGAAGUUUUUGCCUGACACCCUCGAUGCACUUUUCAACAUCAUGAUGGAAAUGUCAGAAAAUGAAACUUAUGAUUUCCUGGUGUUUGAUGCCCUGGUAUUUAUUAUUUCUUUGAUUGGAGACAUCAAGUUCCAGCAUUUCAACGCUGUGCUUGAGACCUACAUCUACAAACACUUCAGUGCAACCCUGGCCUAUGUGAAACUCACCAAAGUCCUGAACUGCUACGUGGGGAAUGCUGAGGACUCCAGCAAGACAGAGCUGCUCUUUGCAGCCCUGAAAGCCCUGAAAUACCUGUUCAGGUUCAUCGUGCAGUCACGGGUGCUGUACCUGAGUGUUUAUGGGAAGAGUGAGGAUGGGAAUGAAUUCAAUGAUGCAAUUCGCCAACUGUUCCUCUCCUUCAACGUCCUCAUGGACCGGCCCCUGGAGGAGGCUGUCAAGAUCAAGGGGGCAGCUUUGAAAUAUUUGCCCAGCAUCAUCAAUGAUGUCAAACUGGUGUUUGACCCCGUUGAGCUCAGUGUCCUCUUCAGCAAGUUCAUCCAGAGCAUCCCUGACAACCAGCUGGUGCGGCAGAAGCUGAACUGCCUGACCAAGAUCGUGGAGAGUGACCUGUUCAGGCAGGCUGAGUGCAGAGAUGCCCUCCUGCCCCUGCUCAUCGAUCAGCUGAGUGGGCAGCUGGAUGACAACUCCAGCAAGCCCGACCACGAGGCCAGCUCCCAGCUCCUGAGCAGUGUCCUGGAGGUCCUGGACCGCAAAGAUGUGGGUGCCACAGCUCUGCACAUCCAGCUGAUGAUGGAGCGGCUGCUGCGCCGGAUCAACCGCACGGUGAUCGCCAUGAGCCGCCAGUCCCCGCACAUGGCUAUUUUUGUGGCCUGCAUGACAGCAAUCCUGAGGCAGAUGGAUGAUUUCCAUUACAACCAUUACAUCAACACUUUCAAAACCAGGCAGGACAUCAUUGAUUUCCUGAUGGAAACUUUCAUUAUGUUCAAGGAUCUCAUUGGCAAGAACGUGUAUGCAGCAGACUGGAUGGUCAUGACCAUGAUGCAGAGCAGGGUUUUCCUGCGGGCAGUGAAUCAAUUCACCUCCGUCCUCAACCGUUUCUUCCUGGAUCAAGCCAGUUUUGAGCUCCAGCUCUGGAAUAAUUAUUUCCACUUGGCCGUGGCAUUUCUCACUCACGAGUCCCUCCAGCUGGAAACUUUCUCCCAGGCCAAACGCAGCAAAAUCAUCAAGAAGUAUGGGGACAUGAGGAAAGAAAUUGGUUUCAAAAUCAGGGAUAUGUGGUAUAACCUGGGUCCCCACAAAAUCAAAUUUAUCCCAGCAAUGGUGGGGCCAAUCCUGGAGGUGACCCUGGUCCCAGAGCCCGAGCUGAGAAAAGCAACAAUUCCCAUUUUUUUUGACAUGAUGCAGUGUGAGUUCAACUUCAGUGGGAACAGGAACUUCCACAUGUUUGAAAACGAGCUGAUCACCAAGCUGGACCAGGAGGUGGAGGGAGGCAGAGGGGAUGAGCAGUACAAGGUCCUGCUGGAGAAACUGCUCCUGGAGCACUGCAGGAAGCACAAAUACCUGGCAGCCCCGGGGGAGGUGUUUGCCCUGCUGGUCAGCAGCCUCCUGGAGAACCUGCUGGACUACAGGACCAUCAUGCACGACGAGAGCAAGGAGAACCGCAUGAGCUGCACGGUCAACGUGCUGAAUUUCUACAAGGAGAAGAAGCGAGAGGACAUUUACAUCAGGUACCUGUACAAGCUCAGGGACCUGCACACGGACUGUGAGAAUUUCACAGAGGCUGCCUACACUCUGCUGCUGCACGCUGAGCUGCUCCAGGUAUGCCAGGCCUGGAUAAAUUCAAUUUUGAGUCUUUCAUGUUGCUUGUGCUCUUCUUCCUCCUGCUGCCUGUCCUCACCCUCUGUGGAGAUGUGGGAAAAAGCCAUUGAGCUGAGCAAGGAGCUGGCUGACAUGUAUGAAAACAAGGUCUUCGACUAUGAGGGAAUCGGUGAUCUCCUGAAAAAAAGAGCAACAUUUUAUGAGAAUAUCAUGAAGGCCAUGAGACCCCAGCCCGAGUACUUUGCAGUUGGAUACUAUGGGCAGGGUUUUCCCUCUUUCCUGCGGAAUAAAAUUUUCAUUUACCGUGGCAAGGAGUACGAGAGGAGGGAGGAUUUUAACCUGAAGCUGCUGACGCAGUUCCCCAGUGCUGAGAAGAUGACCAGCACAGCCCCUCCAGCAGAGGAGAUCAAGGCUUCCCCCAAACAGUAUGUGCAGUGCUUCAUUGUAAAGCCUGUGAUGAACCUGCCACCCAAUUACAAAGAUAAACCUGUUCCUGAGCAGAUCUUAAACUACUACAGAGCCAACGAGGUGCAGCAAUUCACCCACUCCAGACCUGUCAGGAAAGGAGAGAAAGACCCAGACAACGAGUUUGCUAACAUGUGGAUAGAAAGGACAACCUACACGACAGCUUAUUCAUUUCCAGGCAUCCUCAAGUGGUUUGAGGUCAAGCAGGUGACAACGGAGGAGAUCAGCCCCCUGGAGAACGCCAUAGAAACCAUGGAGCUCACCAACGAGAAGAUCACCAACAUUGUGCAGCAGCACAUGUGGGACAGGAGCCUGCCCGUGCACCCCCUGUCCAUGCUGCUCAACGGCAUCGUGGACCCUGCAGUCAUGGGGGGCUACACCAACUAUGAGAAGGCCUUCUUCACAGAGAAAUAUCUCCAAGAACAUCCUGAAGAUCAAGACAAAAUCGAGCUGCUCAAGCAACAAAUUGCAAUACAGAUGCCCCUGCUGGCGGAGGGGAUCCGGAUCCACGGGGAGAAGCUGACGGAGCAGCUGAAGCCCCUGCACGAGAGGCUCACGUCGUGCUUCAGGGAGCUCAGGAGGAAGGUGGAGAAGCAGUACGGGGUCAUAACUCUGCCCGCGGCGCUGACCGACAGGAAGCCCGGCCGCUCGGGCUCCGUGGUGCUGCCCUACAUCAUGUCCUCCACGCUCAGGAGGCUCUCGGUCACCUCCCUGGCCUCCUCCGUGGCCUCCAGCUCGUCCACCUCGUCCGACAGCGCUUCCUCCAGGCCGGGCUCCGAUGGAUCUACCCUGGAGCCUCUCUUGGAGAAGAGAAUAUCCACAUCUUCCAGGAAUGAGGAGCUGCCCGUGAAAGAUGAUGGUGACAACAGGAUUAGCAAAGUCAAGAGGAAGGAGUGGAGCAUUAGCAAGUCUCAGGUUAUCGUGGAGAAGGAGCCACAAACAGAACUGACUUCCAAAAUGGGCACGGCAGGGAAGGCACAGAGGCCCAAGAGUCUGCAGCUGGGUGACAACAGGCUGACCCUGCCCCCCUGCAGCCCUCCCCCCAUCACCCCCAAAACCCCCCGGACACAGAGUGUCCCCUCCUUGCAGGCUGAUGGAUUGGCCACACCACCCCCCCCUCCACCCAAAAGCAAACCCUACGAGAGCAGCACCCCCAGGAGCUCCGUGGAGGUUGCUCCACCUCUGCCCAGCAGACGAGAGGCCAAACCUCCCCCUCCACCCCCAAAAACCAGGAAAUCCAGCGUGGUGUCCUCGGAGCAGGGGCUGCAGUGAGGAUUUGGGGUCCCAGCAAUCCCCACCAUGCCGUGGCUGCUCGAUUUCCAGUGCCCUGAUUGCAGCACUUCCCCUGCAGUUGUUUUUUUUUUUUUCCUGGGAAAUGCCACAAAGGAAUUUUGGGAAUGGGUUCCCUCCCCUCUGUUUGUGCAGUACUGACACACUAAUCCAGACAUCUCCCUACUGGAAUUCUUCUCUCUCUCCUGCUCUUGUCUGUCCCCAGUUUCUCAUUGCUGCAAUCCCAGCAGCUCCUUCCCAGUGGAACUGGGAAUCCUGGGCUGGUCUCACUGGUGGGAUUUCUUGCCUGGGUCAGGAUCUCUGCUCAGCUUGUGCUUGGUUUGGCACAAGAUCUCAUUUUGUGCUUUUUAAUGGGGUGGAAACAAAUCCCUCCUGUGAAUGUUUGAGGUGACAGGGGCUGCACUUUUGCCAGGGCUGGACUGGUACCAGCUGCACUGAUACCAGGACUUUACUGGUACCAGCUCCAUAAACAGCUCGUGGCCUGUUUAUUUAUCAUCAAUAUUGAUGAACAUUUUGCUUUCUCUUCCAGGAAAUAAUUUUGUUUGUUAAUUCAGUCAUUUUGCCUCUGAUGAUCUUGUAGAAGUUGGGAAGAGUCACUAAAACCCUGCUGUGAGGGUGUUGCUCCCAGCAGGAAAUGCAAUUAUUGUUGGGCUGGGGGUUCACAGGCCAUUCUUGUGCUCCCUUGAGUGAAAUGUCUUUCUGACCUUACUGCAAAACCAACGUUUGUUAAACCUCAUGAAAAGUUUUCCUCGGCAAAAACUUUUUCAGGGAAAACCAAACCCAACAAAAACCAAACCCAACCCAACAACAACAACCACCCCCGGGAGAGUUUUGCUCAGACUGAAGUUGUCAUUUCCUUUUGUUCUUCCCAAUCCUUCUGACGUGAGUGUGGCUGCAGGAGCCGC